CGAUUUUACCCAUUCCUUACCAGGCUCCAGAAAACCGAAUAACAGCAUGAAUACAAAAACUACAUGUGUAUAUAUUCUGCAUCUUCUUCCUGUAAUUUAUUCAUAGGAACAUUUCCGACAGCCGGAGCAAUCAUCAAGCGAUAGAAAAAGGCAGGUCCGMCGGAAAACCUUCAGAUUCCGACGAUGAGGGUUGAGCUAGUGGUGUUGGCGGGUUUCUUCAUCUGGUGUUCCCUCCUUGUGGGAAAUUCUUCUGCAGCCAUCGGAAACCACUUGCACGCCGGAUUCUACCGCUAUAGUUGCCCCCAGGCCGAGAAAAUCGCCGGCGAUGUUGCCAAAGAGGUACUCGGAGCAGAUCCAACUCUCGCUGCCAGCAUCCUUCGCCUAUUUUUCCACGAUUGCUUUGUCAAUGGUUGCGACGCUUCAAUUCUAUUGGACACGACAAAAUCCGGCGAGCCAGUGGAAAAGACAUCACCGGCGAACGGCAAAACUCUGAGAGGAUUCGAAAUGAUCGACGAAAUCAAGGCCAGAAUCGAGACGGCCUGUCCCGGCAUUGUAUCUUGCGCAGACAUAUUGGCGUUCGCAACCAGAGACGCAACCGUCUUCUCCGGUUUGCCGAACUUCAUCGUCCCGGCCGGCCGCCGCGACGGCCUCGCCUCCCGCGCAACCGACGUAAUCGGUAACAUCCCGUUUCCGACGAUGACYGUGGCCGAGAUGACCAAAAUCUUCACAAGAAAAGGAAUGACGGUGGACGAAAUGGUAGUGUUGACCGGAGCGCACUCGAUCGGCAGAGCACAAUGCGAUUUCUUCGAUUACAGGCUCUACAAUUACAGCGAGAACGAAGCGCGAGAUCCUAGAAUGGAAGCGGCGUACGGUCAUUACCUGUCGGUUCAUUGCCCGCCGCUGUUGCCUGGGCAAGAGAGGGGAGAAAUUCAAGUGAAUUUUGAUCCGUCGACGCCUUUGAGGCUGGACAAUUCGUUCUAUCUGAGGCUGAAGGAAGGGAGGGUGCUGCUCAAAUCGGACCAAGACAUGGCGGAUGAUCCAACCACGAGGGAUCUUGUUCGGAGAAUGGGGACUGAACCGAGGCUGUGGUCCAGGAGUUUUACCAGGGCCAUGGUUCGACUCAGUAGGCUGGAUGUGCUCACCGGAAACACGGGGGAGAUUAGGAGGAAUUGUCGGGCUGUUAAUUAAAAUAUUGUUU
Molecule: messenger RNA, 1198 nt
Organism: Momordica charantia (bitter melon)
Lineage: Eukaryota; Viridiplantae; Streptophyta; Magnoliopsida; Cucurbitales; Cucurbitaceae
Product: peroxidase 57-like
Biological process (GO): response to oxidative stress; hydrogen peroxide catabolic process
Molecular function (GO): peroxidase activity; heme binding
Source: RefSeq, a predicted model, not a curated record